Molecule: messenger RNA, 2388 nt
Organism: Osmia bicornis bicornis
Lineage: Eukaryota; Metazoa; Arthropoda; Insecta; Hymenoptera; Megachilidae
Gene: ImpL2
Product: peroxidasin
Exons: 7
Coding region: 754-1644 (296 amino acids)
Biological process (GO): homophilic cell-cell adhesion; axon guidance; dendrite self-avoidance
Cellular component (GO): axon; plasma membrane
Molecular function (GO): cell-cell adhesion mediator activity
Source: RefSeq, a predicted model, not a curated record
UACAAUAAAACGAAAAAGGUAACAAAUAUGUUAAAUUACAAAUACAUGAAUUAAAACAGUACAUAUGGAUGCUCUAUUCGAGUUAAUGGAACUGGCUAGACUUAAACGUCGUACGAUAACUCCGAAAAGAAGUUAAAAAAGCCGCACUAUGAAUGUGGGUUCAACGAUAAGUCAUCAGCGUGUCUCCUAAUGUAAUAAGAUCAAUUUGUUACAGUAUUCUUCCAAUUUAUUGUUCGUGUCGUAUAAUUGUUUGUUUUCACACAUUCCUGGGGAUUUCAAUUAGAAAUACUCGGCGACAAACUGAGAGGGGAUCAGGGGGGACCAGUAUGAAAGUUUAGACAGCCGAACGUUUCGGUAUCCAAACGGAGAAGGUGCUCGUUGGGGGGUAAUUGCGAACGUCUCCUUCCUGCUAUGACCAGUUUCAAUAAAACUAAUUAUCCUGACAGUUCUUUCGAAGUAAAAAUCGAUGAGCAUAGAUGAGGGUGGAAGUAAAUUGGGUACUAUUACGUGUGCACAAACGAGACGCGCGGAUAAUGAAUUCAAUUGUUUGGUGUGGUUUUUACUGCCCUACUCCUAACUAUGUCGUCCAAUCGGGGAUAAGCGAGGGCGCCCAUCGCUACAUUCGAAAUAUAUAAAUGUGUCAAUAACUGUUCCUCGACACUCAGUCAGUAUUUUUAUUCGCCGCUGCCAAACUGACGAUUAUUAGUGAAUCCUGCCUUUCGUUUUCACCAGUAACCGAUAGUCCCAGAAGACAUGAUGCGAUCGUGUUCGAUGCUGAUCAAUCUAAUCUGCAUUACCGGGUUGUUCUAUACGGUAGUUUCGGGCCAUCCCUUUUCGUUCCUGCCCAGACAUGCCGUCGAACGAGCCGCCGAACGUAGGAGCAUAGGCAGGCAAAUGGUGGACCAUAGUUCGAAUUUUUUGACACCAUUGUCGGAAUACGGGUCACGAUCUUCCGAGAUCAAGCCUGUAGAACCCUGGACCAAAGUCACCCAGCACCCGGUGAACGGCAUUGAGACAACCGUGGGGAGCAGGGUAGAGUUGGAAUGCAAAGCAAGCGGCAGCCCGCCACCGGAAAUCUUCUGGUUCACAGGAAGUGGCAGCAAUGAACAACUCGUCGACUAUGUCAAAACCAGCACACAUUCUUUGUACGAUCCGUCCGAGGAGUGGAAAGGAGUGGCUCGAAUUAAUUCGAAGCUCGUGAUAGAGUGUGUUACUCCGGAUGAUGCUGGAUUGAUCUACUGUGCGUCGGUUUCAGCGAGAGAGGUGAAGAUAUCCACUCCUACGAGGCUGCGGGUUAACAGCGAAGGAGGUAGUGUUAAUUGCAGCUCUGAAAGUGACCCAACGAUCACCCUUUAUUCACCCACAUUGGUAGCUAACAUAGGAGCAACCGUAGUGCUACCGUGCAGGGCAAGUGGGAAACCAACGCCAGAGAUCACUUGGUUGGAUAAUUUUAAUGUACCUCUAAGUCUAUCAACGAAUUUGCGACACAGACUGUUGGACAGUGGUGAUCUAUUGAUAGAAGAACUCUUAUGGGAAGAUAUGGGUGGUUACACUUGUCAAGCUAAAUCCGGACAUCGUCAACAAGUCGUCAGCACAUUCCUCUACCCUUUGCGCCCUGAAAAGGAAGUUCAUCGGACGAACUGAAGAAUCAUGAAAAAACUAAGCCUCAAUUGCUCCGAUUGAUCUCCUUUUCAUUGUAUAACGUGCAAGGCAUAUUGUAUAAAAAUAGUCUUUAGCGCAAAGUUUCGGCGUUCGUUAUCAUUCAAUGGUAUUAUUUCAGUAUACGCACUGUGGAUAAUUUUAUACAAAAGAAUUAUCGUAUUUCUUUAGUAUUGACAACUCGGCAUCGUGCCCGAGAAUUAACCACGCUUCGUUAAGUUACUGUUAAUGAAAUUCAACGGACUAUUUUAUACUUAAAAUUUUAUAAACCAUUUUAGGAUGCCAAAGAAUUUUAUAUUUCAUUAGAAUUAUUAUUUUAAGUGUUUUUAAAAUAGCAAUUUUAAGCUGUUUUAAAUAUUUAAUAUAUAUAUUUAAUCUAUAUAUUGCGGUACCUCUUCAUAGCGAUGUUUCGUAUAGUUUAAACGAAUUAUUUAUUUAUUGUAUAUGUACAAUGAGAGCCGAUCUUAUAGGCAAAUGUAAUGAAGGAUACUUCAUUUAAUAUUAAGAGUAUAUAGUUAUUAAAUCAUAAAUAACCUGGUGAAAUUGUUGCCCUUUUGGCUUCGAUUAUUACUUCGCUUAUUAUUUACUAGUAUUAAUUAUUACUAUUAUCUUAAUUAGUUUAAUCUGCCAUUAUUUUGUUUUUUUUUUCUUUUUUAUUAUCGUAAUAUAUUGUUCAGUUAACUCGCUUUAUUUUUACGUAUAAAUAAAUAUGUGUCCUUUCGUACAAUA